AUGGAAGAGACACUUCUACCAAAACCAAAAGUAGAAAAAAUUAUUACUCAUACUGAAGAUGAAAUAUCAAAAGGUGAAAUUUGUGAACAAAUUGAUACAAGACCACCAACUCCUCAAAAAGCUCAACUUGCAUAUUAUAGACCAUUUGUACCUGAUCCCGUAGAUGAACAAACAAUAGGAAAUCCUGAACGUGGUCAAAUAGAAUAUCAUGAUGCAAGUGAAAUAAGUUCACCAAAUUAUGCUGAAAGUCAUUCAUUACCAAGACCACCUUCAAGAAAAGCUGAUGCUAUGUUUUACAGACCUGGUAUUGAUAAUGUUCCUUCCUAUUAA
Messenger RNA from Strongyloides ratti, 330 nucleotides. RefSeq lists its product as hypothetical. The transcript is spliced from 2 exons. Lineage: Eukaryota; Metazoa; Nematoda; Chromadorea; Rhabditida; Strongyloididae. Bases 1 to 330 code for a protein of 109 amino acids. The record is from RefSeq and is a predicted model, not a curated record.